AUGCCCCCCAAGCCUCUUCUGCUGCUGCUGCUUCUGCUGCUGCUCUUCUGGGCAGCUGGGGGCCAGCGAGUGGCAAGAUGCCCCCUGAAGCUAAGUAGAGACCAGUACGAUCCAUGGAAUCUCUUCCGACCAGGAGACCACCUCAUCAGUGGUGUCCUCCCUUCACUGGAAGCAGUAAUAAAACUGCGCUCCUUUCUCAGUCCUCCAUUUAUCCACAUCAAAGUAAUUCAAGAUGAAAACUACUUCUCUGACCUGGCCUUCUUACAUGCCAUCCAUGAGAUAAACCAGAAUCAGGAGCUCUUGCCUAAUGUCUCUCUGGGUUACAAUACAUAUGAGAACUAUCGCAACGUCAGGAUCACCUAUGAUAUCUUGCUGGACCUGUUGUCUCCUGGGCUGAAGAACAUCCCAAACUACGGCUGUGGGAGACAGGGUGACUUGCUGGCUGUUGUCGAAGGGGCUGACUCAGAAAUCUCCAGGCAUAUUUCAGCCAUGUUGGGAAUCUACAAAAUCCCACAAACAAACAACAGGCCAAAGGGGGCCAAUUUUGAUCAUCUUGGCCCCUACAUGUCAAAAGCAUUUCGCUGUUCGUAUUCCAAAUAUUCUUUGUCAGUGAAAGGGAGGAGAAGAUGUGAGCAGAAGGAGAACUUGCCCCUGGAGGUGCUUCAACUGAGUCUGUCUGAAAACAACUACAACGUCUAUAGAGGUGUCCAUGUGAUAGCACGAGCCUUGCACAUGGCGCACAGUUCCACAUUCAAGUAUGGGAGAAAGGUGGGAGGAGAAAGACUGGAACACCUGAAGCUGCAGCCAUGGCAGCUGCACCCUUUCCUGAGAAAUGUUGACUUUUCCAAUGCUACCCUGGAUGGACUGUACCUGGAUGAAGACGGGGAGCUGACGGCCAGCUUUGACAUAAUGUUCUACUGGCUGGAUCUGCCCAGAGCCGCACUUGCUAAAGUUCAGGUCGGGGGUCUAGAGAAGCAGGAAUCCCCACACCAUCUGUUCCACCUCAAUGAGAAUCAAAGUGCAUGGCAUAACCAGAUUCCUUCUCUGUAUUGCCAGACCCUCCCACAGUCAAGGUGUACCAAGAGCUGCUCCCCUGGAUAUGUCAAGGUGAUUGUGGAAGGAAAGCCAGUUUGCUGCUAUAUUUGUGCUCCUUGCACAGAAGGGACCAUCUCCACUCAGGAAGAUGCUGAACAUUGCACCAGAUGUCCAGAAGAUCAGCAUCCGAACAAGAAGCAAAAUCGAUGUGUCCUCAAAGUAACCAUCUUUCUCUCCUAUGGAGAAUCUCUGGGGAUUAUCCUGGUUUCCAUUUCCCUUUUCCUGUCUGGAACAACAAGUUUUGUGUUAGGAAUCUUCAUUAAGUAUCUGGAAACUCCCAUAGUCAAAGCCAACAACCGAGACCUUUCCUACAUUCUGCUCAUCUCCCUCCAGCUCUCCUUCUUGUCCUGCUUUUUCUUUAUUGGUCAGCCAUUGAAAGUCACCUGCCUUCUUCGUCAAGCAGCCUUCAGCAUCAUCUUCUCAGUGGCUGUCUCUUCCCUCCUUGCCAAAACCAUCACUGUGGUGCUGGCCUUCCUGGCCACCCAGCCUGGAAACAGGGUGAGGAGAUGGCUGGGGAAGAGCUUGGCCAACUCCAUCAUCAUCUCCUGUUCCUGUGUCCAAGUUCUCCUCUGCACCAUCUGGCUGGGCACCUCUCCCCCUUUCCCUGAAUCUGACAUGCACUCCCAGCCAGGUCUGAUUGUUCUGCAGUGCAAUGAAGGCUCUGUGGCCAUGUUCUACACUGCCCUCAGCUACAUGGGCUUCCUGGCUGCCACCUGCUUCAUGGUGGCCUUCCUGUCCAGGAAGCUGCCUGGGGCCUUCAAUGAGGCCAAGCUGAUCACCUUCAGCAUGCUGGUCUUCUGCAGCGUCUGGGUGUCCUUUGUGCCCACCUACCUGAGCACCAGGGGGAAGUACAUGGUGGCCGUGCAGGUCUUUUCCAUCUUGGCCUCCAGCGCUGGACUGCUGGGCUGCAUCUUCCUGCCCAAGUGCUACAUUAUCCUACUGAGGCCUGACCUG
Varanus komodoensis (Komodo dragon) is the source of this 2049-nucleotide messenger RNA. Its product is annotated as vomeronasal type-2 receptor 26-like. Gene Ontology annotation, molecular function: G protein-coupled receptor activity. The transcript is spliced from 6 exons. Gene Ontology annotation, biological process: G protein-coupled receptor signaling pathway. Gene Ontology annotation, cellular component: membrane. The annotation marks the transcript as partial. Lineage: Eukaryota; Metazoa; Chordata; Lepidosauria; Squamata; Varanidae. The record is from RefSeq and is a predicted model, not a curated record.